Molecule: messenger RNA, 816 nt
Organism: Orycteropus afer afer
Lineage: Eukaryota; Metazoa; Chordata; Mammalia; Tubulidentata; Orycteropodidae
Source: RefSeq, a predicted model, not a curated record
AUGGCUCCGUGGGGACUCCCGGGGUCCGCCGUCCUCGCCGCUGCUCUCUUGGUGGGAGGCGCCGCGAGCUCGCCGCUGGUGGGACCGGACAAUGGUGGCAGCCAUCCACUUCACUCCAGAACAGAGACGACGCCGUCGCCCACCAACAAUGCCGAGAAUGGAAACACAAAAUAUAUCGCGUAUGCACUUGUCCCUGUGUUCUUUAUCAUGGGUCUGUUUGGCGUCCUCAUCUGCCACCUGCUUAAGAAGAAAGGGUAUCGUUGUACGACAGAAGCCGAACAAGAGGUCGAAGAAGAAAAGGUUGAAAAGAUAGAAUUGAAUGACAGCAUAAAUGAAAACAGUGACACAGUUGGGCAGAUUGUCCACUAUAUCAUGAAAAAUGAAGCAAAUGCUGAUGUUUUAAAGGCAAUGGUAGCAGAUAACAGCAUCAGUGAUCUUGAAAGCCCUGUGACCCCCAGCACUCCUGGCAGUCCACCUGUGAGUCCUGGGCCCUUGUCACCAGGAGGCACACCAGGAAAGCAUAUCUGUGGCCACCAUCUGCACACAGUAGGCGGUGCUGUCGAGAGGGAUGUGUGUCAUCGGUGUAGGCACAAGCGGUGGCACUUCAUAAAACCCACCAACAAGUCCAAAGAGGGCCGACCAAGACGCCAAGGAGAGGUCACCGUCCUCUCUGUUGGGAGGUUUAGAGUUACAAAAGUGGAACACAAGUCAAAUCAGAAGGAGCGGCGAAGUUUGAUGUCUGUUAGUGGGACCGAAAGUGUCAAUGGGGAGGUGCCUGUGACGCCUGUGAAGAGAGAACAGAGUGACACAGAGUAG